AUGGCUCCCAUCCCAAUCACAAUCAUCACCGGCUUCCUCGGCUCCGGCAAGACGACGCUGAUCCUCAACCUCCUCCCGCAGCUCAAGGCCCAGAACCCGGACUACAAGCUCGCCCUGCUCAAGAACGAGUUCGGCGACCUGGCCGUCGACUCCCAGCUCGCGUCCUCCAACGCCAUCUCGGGCGUGCAGGAGCUGCUCAACGGCUGCAUCUGCUGCAACCUCGUCGGCCAGCUCAGCACCGCCCUCGAGGAGCUGCACGCCACCGUCCGCCCCGACCGCAUCGUCGUCGAGACCUCGGGCUCCGCCUUCCCCGCCACCCUCGCCCUCGAGGUCAACCGCCUCGCCCGCGAGACCGGCAACUACGUCCUCGACGGCGUCAUCAGCGUCAUCGACACCGAGAACUGGAAGGGCUAUGAGGACACGAGCUACACCGCGCGCAUCCAGGCAAAGUACACCGACCUCAUCGUCUUCAACAAGUGGGAGCUUUGCUCCGAGGACCGCUUCGACGAGGUCCUCGACCGCGUCGGCGACCUCGAGAUCGAGAUACCGUGGGUCAAGAGCCGCAAGGGCUGGGUCGGGGCCGACCUCGUCUUCGGCGUCGACGGCGGGCUGGCGCAGGGGCUGACGGAGGACGGCGCGACGGCCAAGGACCACGACCACGAGCACAACGGGGAGAAGCACUCGCACGACCACCAGACGGAGGUCGAGGUGCUGUCGGUGGAGCUGAAGGGGCCCAAGGGUGCGGCGGUCAACUCCGAGAAGCUGCAGGACCUGCUGCGCGCGGCGCCCAAGGAGGAGGUGUACCGCAUCAAGGCUGUGCUGACGGCGUCGUCCACGGUGAGGGGCUCCGACGAGGACGAUGCCGCUCCCACGCCGCCGCACCCGCAGGGGCGGUACAUCCUCAACUGGGCGUUUGGGAGGUGGACGUUUACGCCCAUUUCCGAGGGCGGGGCCGAGCACGCCUCGAGCGAGGGCGCAUUGCUGCGCAUGACGAUGAUCCUAGGACGCUACGAGAGCGCAAAGUGGAAGAAGAAGCUGGAGACGGGGUCUUUCUUGGAGGUUGAGGGAGGCGAGGGUGAGCUGGCUGUUACAAAGAUCUUAUGA
Messenger RNA from Colletotrichum siamense, 1104 nucleotides. It is a transcript of the gene yjiA, whose product is annotated as P-loop guanosine triphosphatase YjiA. The coding region runs from base 1 to 1104 and encodes 367 amino acids. Gene Ontology annotation, cellular component: cytoplasm. The transcript has a single exon. NCBI's taxonomy places the organism in Eukaryota, Fungi, Ascomycota, Sordariomycetes, Glomerellales, Glomerellaceae. The record is from RefSeq and is a predicted model, not a curated record.